Messenger RNA from Aureobasidium melanogenum CBS 110374, 1275 nucleotides. RefSeq lists its product as uncharacterized. Gene Ontology annotation, molecular function: NAD binding; NADP binding; oxidoreductase activity. The transcript has a single exon. NCBI's taxonomy places the organism in Eukaryota, Fungi, Ascomycota, Dothideomycetes, Dothideales, Saccotheciaceae. The record is from RefSeq and is a predicted model, not a curated record. The coding region runs from base 1 to 1275 and encodes 424 amino acids.
AUGGGUCUGAAAGAUGUUGGUUUCAUUGGCCUUGGUGCUAUGGGAGGUGGUGUGGCCAUCAACCUUGCAAGAGAGGGAUACAAUGUCAAGGGUUUCGAUUUGGCACAACCGCUAGUUGAUGCUCUGGUCAAGGAAGGCGGCAAGGCAGCAAAGACACAACAAGAGACUGCCACAGAUGUCGAGUACCUCUGCAUCAUGGUCGCCAACCACCACCAAACCAGCUCUGCCCUCUUUGACGGUGACCACCCGGCCAUCAAGGGACUUGGCCAGAACAAGACUGUUAUCCUGCUGUCAACAACUCCUCCUGCCUACUUGCACGAACUGAGACAAAAGCUGGACGAUGCCGGCAGAUCAGAUGUCAAGCUCCUCGACUGCCCCGUGUCCGGAGGCACUAUCCGUGCUGCAAACGGUACCCUCUCUAUCUUCGCCGCCGGCAAGGAGGAAGAUGUCGAGGCAUCAAAGGACAUCCUCAACACUAUGUCUGGUAACCUUUACCGCAUCCAGGGCGGCAUCAGCAGCGGCACAAAAGUCAAGACCAUUCACCAAUUGCUCGCCGCCACGAAUAUCAUCCUCGCCUCGGAAGCCAUGGGUCUUGCUGCCACCGUCGGCCUCAACACCCAAAAAGUAUACGAACACGUCAAGGCCAACGAUGGAACAUCCUUCAUGUUCGAGAACCGCGCACCUCACAUGCUUGCAGACGACUGGUCGCCUCUUUCAGCCCUAGGCAUCAUUCUCAAGGACGCCGGCAUUGUUACAGCCACCGCUCGCUCAGGCUACUUCCCCACACCCCUCGCCGACUGUGCCGAGCAAUGCUAUCUGCAAGGUCUGCAAGCAGGUCUCCUCAGAGACGACGAUGCAAAGCUGGUCACCAUGUACAUCCCCUCAUCCUCGCCCUCGCUAGUCAAGGAAAACUCCACCGCAGACGUCAAGAUGCACUCGAACCACCAAGUCAGCGCCGACACCGUCAACGACCUGCUCGCUGGUGUCCACCUCGCAGCCAGUGUAGAAGCAAUGGCUUUCUGCAAGCACCUAGAAAUGGAUCGUAAGCUCAUGUGUGAGAUCAUCUCAAAGGCUGCUGGUUGGUGUGACAUGUACACCAAGCACAUUCCUGCCAUGUUGGAGAAGGAUGAUUGGAGUUUGGCAUCAUGUGCUGCUGCCGAGGAUGUCAGAAGGAGAUUGGAGGCUGCCGUUGAGAAGGCAAGGGCCUUAAAAUACCCUGUCCCUAUGGCUUCGGCUGCUCUGCAGCAAUUCUACUUUGCUGGUCUUAGAGGUUAG